Bombina bombina (fire-bellied toad) is the source of this 3802-nucleotide messenger RNA. It is a transcript of the gene RPUSD1, whose product is annotated as RNA pseudouridine synthase domain containing 1. The record is from RefSeq and is a predicted model, not a curated record. The coding region runs from base 88 to 984 and encodes 298 amino acids. Gene Ontology annotation, biological process: pseudouridine synthesis. The transcript is spliced from 6 exons. Gene Ontology annotation, molecular function: pseudouridine synthase activity; RNA binding. NCBI's taxonomy places the organism in Eukaryota, Metazoa, Chordata, Amphibia, Anura, Bombinatoridae.
GUGUUUGGGGCUGUGUUGUGUACAGUGCGGCUGAAGGGCUGGAAACUCGUGGUGCCUGUAAAUCUGUUUCUAUAUACAGCUUUUAUUAUGGAGCCAGGCAGCAUUAGUAACCUCAACAUCCUUUACCAGAGCUCAGAUUUCCUUGUGGUUAACAAACACUGGGAUAUACGUAUUGACAGCAAGAUGUGGUAUGAAAAACUUACAGUGCAGAGCCAGCUGAAGCACAGAUUUCCGGAACUGGCCGAUCCUGACACUUAUUAUGGGUUUAGAUUCUGCCAUCAAUUGGACUUCUCCACCAGUGGGGCCCUUUGUGUCGCCCUCAACAAGGAGGCUGCAGGAAGGGCAUAUAAAUGCUUUAAAGAGCGCACCGCGACCAAAGCUUACCUUGCACUGGUCAGAGGUACAGUUCUAACAAAGCGUAUGACAAUCACAAUGGCUAUAGGGAAAAAUUACUCAGAAGGAUUUACCCACAUGAUGUGCGUUGAAGGAACCGAUGGGUGUGAGAAUGCUAAGCCGUGCCAGACAGAUCUUAUUGUCCUGCAACAUGGAUUGUACAAAGGGGAUCAAGUCACAAAGGUUUUGCUGCAGCCACUGACUGGAAGAACACACCAGCUGAGAGUUCAUUGUAGUUCUCUCGGGCAUCCCAUUGUGGGAGAUUACACCUAUAGCUUUAAGAUGGACAGUGACCCAUACAGAAUGAUGCUUCACGCCUACUACCUGCGAAUCCCAACUGAGAGUGAACUUAUAGAGGUCACCGCUCCCGAUCCCUUUGUUUCAGAAGUGGAUUCUUACUGGAUGCCCGGCAACGUGGUUCACAGAUUGAGCGAUAUUAUGCUAGAACUCACUGCCAGGGCCCAGAUGCAGGAGAGCUGUAGGCAAAACAAAGAUCUUGAGAAGAAAACAAGACGUCAAGCUUUAAAUAAAGAGACUGCACAGCAAAAGGCUGCGUGUGAUCAGUGGUUAGCAGAGUGGGGCUUUGAAUAACACCAGAGUUCCAAGGUUUCCAAGAAUGGUAUUAGAAGUGGAGCAAUCUUAUUGGGCAACGUUCAGGCCCAAUACACCGGUCUCCUGAGCCACUCUGUUUCAGUAAACCAAGCGCUAGUCUUGUUCUGUAGCAGUAAUUCCCAGCACCACUGUAUUAUCACUCACUGCUAAGUAUCGCACAACACAUUGCAUUGGUAGCAUCUUCUGUGCCGUAGGUAUUUACUAGUCUAUUACUAGCGUACUUUGAUACAUCUGCCAACAUUACCGUAGGCGUGUGCAAUUUGUCGCUCAUGGGUGCACCUUAUGCAUAAUGUGUGGGUUAUGGGUAUAUAUCUAAAAACAUGUAUUUAGAAGAUAUUGUAUUAGUGCAUGGUGCCUAAGAAUACUAUUUCUAAUUAGGGCUUUCCUGUAGACAUUUUAGACUGGUUUUAUUUACUUAUUUAUUUAUUUUUUAAAUUAAUGGAAUUACCUUAUUGUUAUUUUGUAAUACAAAAUAUUUAUUAUCUCAUUGUUUUGAGACCUUUUAGCUAAAACUACUAAUUUUAUUAACAUAUGACUUUUUUAUGCACUACAAUACAUAACUUUUGUAAUUUAUUUCGCUAUUUGGUAGACCAUAUAAUAUGUAGGCUCAGACUAGUCUGAGUUUUUAAUUGUCUAAACUUUGGUAUGACUGAAGAGCAUUGAUUAACGUUCUUAGGGGACGAUUUACCAUUGUGUGGACGGACAUGAUUGAUGUAACGGAUCAUGUCCGCCGCACAUCAAUAAAUGCCGACAGCAUACGCUGUCGGCAUUUAUUAUUGCACAAGCAUUCCUUGUGCAAUGCUGCCCCCUGCAGAUACACGCCAAUCGGCCGCUAGCAGGAGGUGUCAAUCAACCCGAUCGUAUCCGAUCAGGCUGAUUGCUGUUCGCCGCCUCAGAGGUGGCGGAUGAGUUAAGGAGCAUCGGUCUUAAGACCGCUGCUUCUCAACUCCUGUUUCCGGCGAGCCUGAAGGUUCGCGCAGAAACAGAUACAUUUAAAUGCAUACGGGGCUUGAUAAAUCGUAUAAGAUACACGUUCUCUUUAUAGAAGAUAGCCGGUGUCCGCUAACAAUUAUUUGUUGUUUCAUAAAACGCAGUGUAUUUUAAUGGAUAUUUUUUCCUUAUAUACAGUACCAAGCAGUGUCAUAGCUAGCUAGGUAAUGAGAGACCUUUUUUUUUAUUCAAAUUACUUUUCUAAUUAAGUUUGUUCAUUGUAACAUGAAUCUAAGUAUAUGACAAUAAACCAAUCUUAAAUAUUUGAGAGAACCAAAAGGGACAGUCUACUUGAACAUUUUUAUUGUUUAAAAAGAUAAAUAAUCCCUAUAUUACCCAUUCUCCAGUUUUGCAACCAGCACGGUUAUAUUGAUACACUUUUUACCUCUGUGAUUACCUUGUAUCUAAGCCUCUACAGACUGCCCCCUUAUCUCAGUGCUUUUGACAGACUUGCAUUUUAGCUAAUCAGUGCUGACUUAUAAAUAACUCCACUGGAGUGAGCACAAUGUUACCUAUAUGACACACAUGGCACUGUCUAACUGUAAAAAAAAACUGGCAAACUGCACUGAGAUAAGAGGUGGUUUUCAGUGGUUUAGAAAUCAGUUCAAGUAUUCUUAAGUUUAGCUUUCAAAAAAGAAUACCAAGAGAACAAAGUGAUUUGAAAAUUUGUUUAAAAUUGCAAUUACUAUCUGAAUCAUAAAAAUUUAAUUUUGACUAGACUGUCCCUUUAAUGCUGUAUUCAUGAAAUGACUAGAAAAUGGAACAAAUAAAUUAUACUAAGGAUGCAUAUAGUUGGGAGUAUACUAAAAUCCUAUGUGAGUUUUAUUUAAUUAAAUGAAUGUGGGCACUGUUCAUUAUGUAUACUUUUUAUUUAUUGUAUUUUAAUAUUUAAAUUGAAAAAAACUUCACAAAAUAAGUGUUAAAUAAAAAAAAGACAGUAAGUACAAAGUCCAGGAACAAACAAUCACCAUACACAGUAGUUCUAUUUUUGGAAAUAUAUCAUUAAUAGAAUCAAAUAGGGAAUAUAUUGAUUAAGAAUAAUCACACUGUAAGCUAGUAUUCAUUGUAAUAAAUUAUGUCACCUUCAGAAAAAAUACAGAAGUACGUUUGUACCUAGCCAAUCGGCGUCCACAUCUGCACAUGCUCAUAAUCUAUUGGAGAAAUGUGCAUUUCUAUAUAUUCUUAAAGGGACAUUGUACAUUAGAUUUUUCUUUACAUAAAUGUUUUGUAGAUGAUCCAUUUAUACAGCCCACCUGGGAGUGUUUUUGUAACAAUGUAUAGUUUUGCUUAUUCUUUAAUAAACAUUAUGCUGAUUUUCAGACUCCUAACCAAGCCCCAAAGUAUCAGAUGUAGACCCAGGUCUACAGAUUUUGCUGCUAUUGUUUGUGUAAUCAACAGUGCUAAACUGGGAGAUUCUUAGUAAGUUUUUAAAUGGUUUUAUACUGAAUUUUUAGAUCAGUAUCUGUGCAUAUUCUUCUUUAUAAUAGUGUCUAUCACAUGCAGAUAUAUAACAAGUGGCGUACACUAUCACUAUACAGUAACAGAAAACAUCUCAAUAUGCAGUUAUAAAAUGGAAUUACACCAUGUACAGUAAUUAUUUUUCAUGUUAGAAAUCAUUAUUUAAGGUAACUACUUUAUAGUAGACUAAGAAUAUGUAAUAAUUAAAUUAAUGUAGAAAUAGAACUGCCUGGCCUUAGCCGACUGUUGUAGUCACAAUUUGAUUGGUUGCCGUUUACUAUAUAAAUGUGUCAUUUGAAAUCUAGAAUCUAUGGUUAAUUAAUAAAACUAAGUCUGCUUAUAUUAUAAA